Messenger RNA from Balaenoptera musculus (blue whale), 381 nucleotides. Its product is annotated as calcitonin receptor-stimulating peptide 2-like. Gene Ontology annotation, cellular component: extracellular region. Gene Ontology annotation, molecular function: calcitonin receptor binding; hormone activity. The record is from RefSeq and is a predicted model, not a curated record. Lineage: Eukaryota; Metazoa; Chordata; Mammalia; Artiodactyla; Balaenopteridae.
AUGGGCUUCUGGAAGUUCCCCCCGUUCCUGGUCCUCAGCAUUCCGGUCCUGAACCAGGCAGGCAUGCUCCAGGCAGCGCCAUUCAGGUGGGCCUUGGAGAAUGGCUUUGAUCCUGCUACACUCACCAGUAAGGAAAUGUGCCUCCUACUGGCUGCAAUGAUGAAUGAUUAUGUGCAGAUGAAGGCCCGUGAGCUGAAGCAAGAGACAGGAGGGCUUCAGGUAAGCAUCACUGCCCAGAAGAGAUCCUGUAACACUGCCACCUAUGUGACCCAUAAUGCAGGCUGGCUGAGCAGAUCUGGGAGCGUGGUUAAGAACAACUUCAUGCCCGCCAACGUGGGCUCCAAAGCCUUUGGCCGGCGCCGCAGUGACCUUCAGGCCUGA